AGCAAAACGAGUGAAUAGGACAAAUGUUGUUAUCACACUGAAUCAGCCCCAGAAAAAUAUCGCAUGAUUGUCAAGAGCGUCUAAUCCGUCGUCACCGUCAUCAGCAUUCAAGCCAACCGGGGACCCUUACCUAUUUCCCCCUUUUCCCCUCUUCUCCUGCGCUAUACUCCUCCCAAGCUUGAUCUGGGGAGCUAUCUAGAGUAGACGGGUCGACUACAUUUGCGAUGAUCAGGGAGUAUCAUCGCCUUGGCUUGCGUGACAGGACCGAUUGAUGUCAGGAGUGGAUGGGAGAAGUCGGACGAGGCAUUUUUGGAGGUGAAUGUCAAGGCGUUAGAAGGUAUAUCAAGUACUCAGGCGAAAUCGAUCGCGCAGACGCUGAAAUCUGCCCUCACUCCAUCCCUCUUGCUUGGACGGGCACCAGCACGCUCAUUCAACUCACCUCAUUCAACUCACCUCAUUCAACUCACCUCAUUCAACUCACCUCAUUCAACUCACCUCAUUCAACUCACCUCAUUCAACUCACCUCAUUCAACUCACCUCAUUCAACUCACCUCAUUCAACUCACCCUACAAGCACUCUCUCCUCCCUUACUCCCUUCGAAUUUUCCCCAACCCCAAAUAUCGCGAUGUGGAAAAGCGGCGAUGAGGAACGCCGCUACAGCCGCGUUCCUCGACGCGGGCAGCGUGAGCAUGCGUGAUAUCGUUUGCGCCUGUGCAGUUGGUACUAGGAACGGUGCGCUUGUGCUUGACCCGACAGAGAGGAAUGGGCGUUUUUGGUUUCCUAUUCCGCGGAACAGUGCCAGGAGAGCUGGUGUGGGCCGAAUCGGAAGGGGAAGACGGAGACUGGGGAAAGAUCGCAAGAAGAGAGCCACAGAUGGGGGCGGAGAUGGUGAGGGACUUUAUGCGAGCGCAGUUUGAGUGAGCAGCAGGUGUUGUGCAGGAGGACGAGAUGAUGAAGUAGAGCAGAUUUGGGUAAUAAACAUUAACAUGUAACACUAGCUACAUACACAACAAAGAAUAGCAUGUAGUCAAGGGACUUGAUC
This is a messenger RNA of Dacryopinax primogenitus, 1042 nucleotides long. RefSeq lists its product as uncharacterized. The record is from RefSeq and is a predicted model, not a curated record. The coding region runs from base 285 to 917 and encodes 210 amino acids. The transcript has 3 exons. Lineage: Eukaryota; Fungi; Basidiomycota; Dacrymycetes; Dacrymycetales; Dacrymycetaceae.